UUAACUAUAAUUUAAACAUAGUUUGCGCAAGAGCGGCCUAAACAUGCCAUGUCGAAGAUCAUUAAAUCAGACCAUCCCAAGAGUAUGUGCAUAUUAUGAUCGAGAGGAUUAAACCUGCGACCGGAGCUUAGUUUGUGAUGUUAGCCGGCUCCUAGCACAAGCCACAACAGAGCCAUGAUGUCCAGAAGGAGAAGAAGAAUCAAGCCUGUAGAUGAUGCAAUGACAUAUAUUCUGUCUUGCACUGACAAGUCUGGAUUUAUGUCAAGACUCGUCGACAGUUACAAAGGAAGAGGAGUGUUUGCCAUGCAGCCCAUUGAACCAGGGGACUUUGUACAUCAGAUGUUCCACAAGGAAUCAAAGCCAGAUGAGACUCAACCACAGGUGACAGACCCUCAGACUCCUGCAGUAGAGACAGAGACCAGCCCUGUACAUCAGAUGCUCCACAAGGAAUCAAAGCCAGAUGAGACUCAACCACAGGUGACAGACCCUCAGACUCCUGCAGUAGAGACAGAGACCAGCCCUGUACAUCAGAUGCUCCACAAGGAAUCAAAGCCAGAUGAGACUCAACCACAGGUUUUUACUGUCCAAGGGUUUUCGCUCGUUGAUUAUUCAGAAAGUGAUGAAACUGAUGAGGACUUUAUGGAGAACAAAAGUCCCACUCCACACCGUGAUGUUCUCAGGAAGAUAACAGAAAACACUCUGAUGGAUAGUGGACCAGAGGUUUCUAAUCAUUCGUACGGUUCAGAAAGUGUUGUGAACGAAACCUGCGAUGAGGCUUCUCCAAGCAACCAUUCCAACGAGCAAUCAGAUAAUGUACUUGUUCCAUCACUGAGACGCACAAAAAGUCUCAUGUGGGAUAGAGUACAAGAUUUUGCUGGGUGUCUCUACGAUUCAGAUGACGACAGCACAGAGGGCACUUCCAUUUCUAAGCCUGAAAGGGAUUCACCGAGGCUGAGAAGAAGCUCUUGCCACCCUACGUCAGUCUACCAGGAGAACAGAGGUCAGAAGAUGAGGAGAGCAUGUCAUCCCUGCAAGAAUGUACCUCCACAUCACAUGUCCAAAGCCAGGCAGCGUCUUCAACAGAUGUCAGUAUGCCAGAACAACAGUGGUCAGAAGAUGAGGUCAGCAUGUCAUCCCUGCAAGGAUGUACCUCCACAUCACAAGUCCAAAAAAAGAGUGUGUCCGCAAGAAAGAGAGGUAAGCAAGCUGCUGUACAGCGUUGGACAACCGAGGAGAUUGCUGCAGUAGAAAAACAUCUGAAGAAGUUCAUUGUGAGACAAGAUGAUCCAGGUAAAGCGACUUGUGAGUGCUGCAUUUCUGUAGUACCGCAAGCGCUGCAAAAAAGAGACUGGAAAGCAGUCAAGUAUUUAAUCAAAAAUAGAAUAACUGCCAUGAGAAGAAAAUUGUAAUGAAAGCAGUUCACUGAUCGGGAGUAUGGAGACAUGUUUUCAGUUUGCCCUCCAACACUUUUUUGUUCAAUGUCUGUUUUGUUGUAUUGUUUCCACCUGUCUCUAUAACGCAUUAUAAAUAUAUUUAUAAUGACCUUAUAGCACUGUACACAUAUAGUUAUAAACACUCAUCAAUUAUUAUAAUGCUUUAUAACAAUCAUAACAGUUAUUAUUGUUAUAUAGCAUUAAGAUCAUUUAUGAGUGUUUCUAUAGUUAUACAGUGCUAUAACCUCGUUAUAAAUAUUUUUAUAAUGACGUUAUAGAGAUACGCGUUAAACAAAGUGUUACUCAAAGGGUUACCACUUUUUUUGUUUUGUGUAAAGUGCAGUCUGAUCAUUUACCUGUUGGUAAAAUAAAUACAUGCUCCUCAGGA
This is a messenger RNA of Notolabrus celidotus (New Zealand spotty), 1821 nucleotides long. RefSeq lists its product as uncharacterized. The record is from RefSeq and is a predicted model, not a curated record. Bases 175 to 1248 code for a protein of 357 amino acids. The transcript is spliced from 11 exons. Lineage: Eukaryota; Metazoa; Chordata; Actinopteri; Labriformes; Labridae.